Messenger RNA from Dentiscutata erythropus, 509 nucleotides. Lineage: Eukaryota; Fungi; Glomeromycota; Glomeromycetes; Diversisporales; Gigasporaceae. The record is from the annotation of a GenBank genome assembly.
AAAAUGUUAUAUUUGAAGAUAAUGUGGAUAAUUCUUCAACAUCUUAUACAGCAGCAAAUAUUUUAGAAAUGCUAUUAGAAGACAAUAAUGAAGAUAACGAUAAUAACGAUAAUAGACAACAUAAUUAUAUAUAUAUUUUAGAUGAUGAUAUUUAUUCCAACUCAUCAACAGCGAUUUCAAGUAACGAGUAUGAUAGAGAGAUUCAAUCAGAAAAAUCUAAAGGAAAACUACGAGAAUAUGAAGCUAGUCAAAUUCCAGCAGAAUUUGAUAGGAUGAAUAAUAUUUUAGAAAUAUGCAACUGGCUGGUAAAACAUCCAUCUAUAUUGCAGUUAGCCAACCAAAUGCAUAUGGCAUCCUCAUCAUCAAUGGAAAAUAUUGGAACUUUUAAUGAAUCGUCAAUGCCUUCAUCUGCAAUUUCAUCAAAAAUAAAUAAUAAUAAAGAUAGUACACAUAUAUGGGAUGAAGAAAUAAAAUGUCUCUUUCUUAGAACAAGAUUUCCCCCAGCACAU